Molecule: messenger RNA, 2826 nt
Organism: Tribolium madens (black flour beetle)
Lineage: Eukaryota; Metazoa; Arthropoda; Insecta; Coleoptera; Tenebrionidae
Gene: Rab3GAP1
Product: rab3 GTPase-activating protein catalytic subunit
Exons: 4
Coding region: 30-2768 (912 amino acids)
Biological process (GO): positive regulation of GTPase activity
Molecular function (GO): GTPase activator activity
Source: RefSeq, a predicted model, not a curated record
AAUGUCAAACUGACGUUUAAGUCUUAGAAAUGAACGAGGAAAUUGACGAAUCGGAGUUUUACCACCAAGAUUUUACAACCGCCUCCGAAUGGGAAAUUUUUAUUGCACGCAUUGAAGAGAUCAUAAAUCAAUGGAAAACGGAAGAAUUAAAAGAUUUAGAUAAUGAAUUUGGCGAAAUUUGGAGCAUCAAAAGCAAAAACCUCUGCUUCGUUGACGUUGACUUCAAGUUGACUUUUCUUAGAAAACAAUCCAGUUUGUCAAAGGAAGAAGACAAUGAGGAAGUCAAGAAGAAAAACCCUUUUGACACAUUGUACGAUUUUGAACUAUACAAUUCAAUGAACACAGUUGAACACUCCUGUCUAAGUAAAUGGUACGGCAUUGAUGAAUACAUAGUUUUAAGUCCUUCGGGCAAUUUUGGAAUAAAUUCAGAAAGUCGGAUUAAAGUCUUGCUAAGCUCCGUGUAUGUUGCAUCAGCUAACUUAAAGUGUGAAAUCCCGAUUUUUGUGCAAAUUAGAGAAAAAUGGCAAAAUUGCUAUUUAGGCGUUUACGAAUCGGAUUCAAUAAGAACCAAUCUAGAGAUGGUGCAUUUGAAAACAAGUCCGCGAUCGUAUCAGUAUUUGUCAGGAUUGUUGGAGAUGUUCAAAUCGAAAAUCCUCUCACCCAUGACGAUGACCACCAUCAUGGUCUCCUUACAAUCAAGCUACGUUUUAACAGAUUUUGGUAAUUUUGUGUGGAAGCAAGAUUACAUAAACUUCGACAGUGACCACUUUGAUGGCACAGAAGUAUACAAUGUCCCAUUUGGGGUAACAGUCGACCCAAUAGAGUCACUAAUCCUCAAGACAUCAUGGUCUCACUUAAACCAUCGUGCUGUUAGAGACAGCGAAAGUUACAGUGAUUUUGACCCAAUGUUGGCCUCAAAGUGGACGUUGUUAAUCACAACAGCUGAACAACCUCUUUGCUUACUUGGAGAAUGUUUGACGGAAUUUUUACAUUUAUUAAACAACUCGUCUUCAACGUAUGAUGUCUUGGGCGAGUUUGCGACAUCAGCCACAGGAGCAGCUGAUGUGAAUAACCCUUUGGAUUUAUUAACAGAGCCUAAGGUACCAACAAUAUCAAGUUUACUCACAAGAGCGGCCAGAAAUUCCUUGACGAAGAACAGAAGGGGCGUUGCACCUUUGUCUGAAGAGGUUUUAGUGCCUAUACUGUACUUUUUAUUUCCUGAUGCGGAAGAAGACUCUCCUCAUGUCUAUAAAGAAAUGUUCAACACCAAUCCCACCAAUCCACCGCAAACGGAAGAAAACCUUAACCUUGAUUAUGAAUGUCGGGGGUUUAAAACAUGCAGUUCCGACUCUUUGAUCUGGCGAUUAUCAAUCGUUUUGGGUCACGCACUCCAGUCCCUUGGUGGCAUUCGAGCCUUUUCACACUUGUGGUUCGAAUUCGUCCAAGAAAUGAGGUACAGAUGGGAGAAAAGCAUUCCAAUUCCUGGACUUUUACCUGGUUACCCUGAUUUACGUACUAGCCUUUUACACCAAAAACUCCAAAUGCUAAACUGUUGCAUUGAGCGAAAACAGACACGUGAAAACACCGCUACUAACUUUGAUUCGGCCGAAGGCUCAUCCACCGAUGAGGAAGAAUUCUUCGAUUGUGCAGAUAAACCUGAAGAGGAGACAAAAAAGAAAGAAAAGUACUCCCUAUGGAACCAACCCGUGGGAAGACUCGGAAAGUUCAACAAUUUGAAAUUACUAAAAACCGGCGAUCCUCUCUACAUCCCCAUCACGCAAGAACCCGUCCCUAAGAGUGAAGACCAGUUGGAGGAGGACACUGAUGUUUUACUCAAAUUGGGUUCCGAUGCUCAAGGUUCCGAAUUGAGGGCUAAAAUGAUGAGUGCUUCCCUCCUCUCGGAUAUGGAGUCGUUCAAAGCUGCUAAUCCCGGCUCAGUCCUCGAGGAUUUCAUUCGCUGGUACUCUCCCCGGGAUUGGAUCGAGGGCGACGACCUGGACGAAUGGGGCCAGAAGAAGGGCCAAUUAAGCUCGCGGAUGAUGAUAGAGGACAACUUCUGGGUGCAGACGUGGGAAUCGGCCAAACCCGUCCCUGCCCAUCGCCAGAAACGGCUUUUUGACGACACCCGCGAGGCCGAAAAGGUGCUCCACUUCAUGGACUCCAGAAAUCUGUGUCAGAUAUGCGAGAUGCUAAUCCCGGUUUUAUGCCACAUCGCCAUCUACAGAUUGGGCGAAGAGAGUCCUCGCGAGCUUCCGGACUCGGUCGAAAGAUUGCGCGCUCUGAUUAAAACCACCGAACGAAUUUCUAGAGAGAGUAAACUCCAGUUGAGGCGAUUCGAGAGUUUUAUUCAAGAGGUGACAGCACUUGAACUGCGGAUCUCGCAAGUCAACUCGCUGAUGUAUAAAUUUAAUCCCUCGGGAGCCGUUGAUGAGAAUUUAUCUAAUUUGAUUGGGAAUCUGGUUAGCGGACGCGAAGUGGAAAUUGCCGAUCGAGUCGAUUCCACUUUGGGUAAUCGAAUUGUUAGCAUGUUUUCCGACGCUCAGAAAGCAGCUAAUAUGAUUCUUUCGGAACAAGUGAGCGAAGACGGGAAAAGUGUCAAGGGAAAUGCCGCAUUUCCUCAAGCCAAUGAGAGGGAAAUUGUUAUGAGAGUCUCAGUGCCGAGACCGGCGACUUACUCAGCGGAAUGUCCGCAGUUUCUCAGAGCGGUUUUGAACAAGAAUGAAUUCAGGCUCGUGGGGGCCUUCUCCGAGGACAUAGUCUUCUUUUAACGACUUAUUUUUAGAUUUUUAUUGUUAUUCAAGCUGUAUCUAAGAAUCAUUUAUUUCU